Molecule: messenger RNA, 2810 nt
Organism: Paramormyrops kingsleyae
Lineage: Eukaryota; Metazoa; Chordata; Actinopteri; Osteoglossiformes; Mormyridae
Gene: mtfr1l
Product: mitochondrial fission regulator 1-like
Biological process (GO): mitochondrial fission; aerobic respiration
Cellular component (GO): mitochondrion
Source: RefSeq, a predicted model, not a curated record
GUCACCGGGAAACGUCUAGUUCCCUCUCACCUAAUCUGCCGUUGCGAUGGUUUGCUGCGAUCCGGCUGCAAGGAAUGCGUUUGAUUGGGGAAAGCAAUCGGGAAAUAUUUACUAGGGAUUGAUCGACGGCAUCCCUGGGGUCAUCUGAAGUGCUGGCACCUCGCGCGCUGAGAUCGUGGGGUACAUGGUCGAGGGACAUCUAAUUUUCGGCCGGACUGUUCCUGUAAUAGGGCUCGAUCGCUCUUUCCAGGAGAUGCUGGUCUCUGUCUAACCGAAGGAGCACGUCCGACAGAGCCGAAGGACGUCGGCUGAGGAGCCCGGCAGGAUGGAGACCGAUACCGUCAUUCCCAUCUGGCAGAAUAAGCCGCACGGAUCGACCCGCAGCGUCGUCAGGAGGAUCGGCUCCACCUUGCCCCUUAAGCCGUGCCCCCGCGCUUGUUUUCAGGUUCUUCCAGGGCUCCCCCCACUGCGCCACACGGAUGGCCCCAUGGUGCCCACGCUGGCCGACAUCGCUUGGAUUGCUGCAGACGAGGAGGAGACAUAUGCAAGAGUGCGGAGUGACACACGCCCCCUGAGGCACGAGUGGCGCCCCACCCCCCUGCUGGUGCUGCACAGGAAUUCCUCCGUGCCAAACUUCCGGCGCGAGGGAAAGAAGGUGGAGGGUCUGAAGAAGCCGGGUGUGACGGCACUGAACCGGACGACAGCCCUGCAGGACGAGCUGAGCCGCCUACGGGCACAGAUCGCCAAGAUCGUGGCAGCGGAAUCAGGCCCAGGUUCCAGUGAGUUUACCCCCGAGCUCCUGUCCCCGGACGACACCAGCAUGAGCUUUUCAAUGGCUGCCUUUGAGGCUGCCCCUUAUCAGCCACCUACUGCCUCGUUCGUCAUCAGUGACGUCACUGAGGAGGAAGAGGAGGAAGAGGAAGACGAAGAGGACGGGGAGGUGUCAGAGCUGGCACCCGACCCCCUCCCUCCUGUCUCCAUGACCGCCUCGGCCACUUUCGACUUGGACCGGCCAGCCAUGGACUUUCGGGAGCAAGAGGAGGACACGGUGUCGCUGUCCAAGUCCACCAGCUUCGCCGAUGUCAUGGACAUGCUCAAGGACAUGAACCGUGUGAAGCUGAGCAAAGAGAGGUACAUCCGUGGCUGCACCUCCCUGAGGGAGGAGGACUCUGCCUCCCUCAUCUCGGAGGUACUGCGGAAGAAGUUCACUUUGAAGGAUGAGGACCUGACCGGAAAGAAGUAGCUCCCCAGCUACAUGCCCCCCCAUCCCCCGGACUACACUCCUCCCCCAAGUUUGUUCCUGCGGACCACGUUCCAAUGGCGACUCCCCGAAGAGCCCCGCUGGUGCCCGCCAUGCUGGGGCUCUCCGCGCCAUCUUUAGACCAUUACCGCCUCCUACACCGUCAGCCUCUGAGUCUCUCUUGAGGCUGCGUUCCUCUCCAGUGUGGCUGGGCAUACAGCGACUGCAGACCACGACUCCCAGAAGAGCUGAGCACUGGGACAGACUUGACCAUGUUCUGAUUUGCCCUGCUGCACCCUAACCCCCCACCCGCCUUGGAUUAGCUUGUGUGUCUUUGGUUUCUGCAUUUACAAUACACGUGUCAAACGAGAACGAAAAUGGCCGCCAUGGAGGACAGUUCCAAGAUCAUUGUGUGCUAACGAUGAGCUGUAACUUCCCGAGUGUCGUCAGUGACUGGAUGCUUGUUCUCAUACCUUUCUCAACUUACUAUGAGAUGGGGGGUGAAGAUUUUUUUUCUUCUCCAUGUAUGUGAUUUUUCCUUAGAUGUUUGGGACUAUGAACAAAUGUGAACUGUGUGUGAGUGUCUGGGGACACGACGUCUGUUACAGGGAAGACGUGAGCUGGGCCUGGCGCCUCCUGGCCAGUGGUGACGGUGCUGCACAGGUGUACCUGUAUCGCCUAUACGUCUGCCUGCACUUUCUAUCUUCAUGGAUUACUCUUACUCUGAUGUUGAGAAAAGUGCCCCCCAGUGGUGUGUCUUGGUGCUCGAACAAGGGUAUGUGUGAGUAUGGUACAUAGUGACAUUUCUGUCCCCCCUAACUCCCAGCAACGCCUUACUUAACACUGCCUUUUCAUUUCUGUAGCUUUUAUCACUUGAUUUGCUGUGCGGUAAACAAGCAUCUCCAUGCUCACCGCUCCCUGUAGCCCGGAAUUCCUCCCUCAGCUCGGCUGACCUGGCAACCGCCGUGCCACUUGGCCCUGAGCUGCUUAUCGGCCAAUCACGGUUCGCCAUCUGGCCCCCCCCACUCUAGCCCCGCCUUUUCGUUUAGGACCAGUGCUGCUCCCUCAUGGGGCCAAUUAGUUCUGAGCUGGCCUAUAUGACAUAAGUUUGCCUAGUACUCUAGUUAUUGUAAUUAUUACUGUUAAUGCAUUGAGUGAGUAGUUAACCAUUGAAUUAAUUCUUAAGAAAUGUGUUUGCUUGUUUGACUGCUCCUUGGAUGGGCAAUGACUUGCUUUCCUGUCAGUUUCCUGUGACUCAUCAGUGUUCCUUUUGGGAGGGGGGGCAGUGCUUUCCUGUGGCACUGCAUCCCCAUGCUUCUGUCAGUAGUGCUGGGGGGGCCGGUUGUGUGUGUGUGUGUGUGUGUGCCUCCUGCUUGUCCUGCUUUGCCUUUGACCGUGAUGUUCUCUGGCCUGGGGAAUGUGGCAUGUUUUCAGGGGGGGGUUUCUUACCCCUCGCUGCUGGUUGGCUCCCCACUUUGCAAUGACGGGUAGGCCUGCUUGGUUUGUUACAAUGUAAAUCGGUCCCUUUAGAUCUUGCAUUUAAAUGGCAAUAAAAAAUGGUCCAAAUGUU